Messenger RNA from Melospiza georgiana, 1053 nucleotides. RefSeq names its product mast cell protease 1A-like. Gene Ontology annotation, biological process: proteolysis. Lineage: Eukaryota; Metazoa; Chordata; Aves; Passeriformes; Passerellidae. Bases 8 to 742 code for a protein of 244 amino acids. Gene Ontology annotation, molecular function: serine-type endopeptidase activity. The record is from RefSeq and is a predicted model, not a curated record. The transcript is spliced from 5 exons.
GGAAAAGAUGUGCCAGCUUUGGACAGUGCCAGCCCUGUUUCUGCUGCUCUGCUGCCCCUGGGCCAAUGCCAGUUCUCUACGGGGUGAGAUUGUGGGGGGCCACGAGGCACGGCCCCACUCGCACCCCUACAUGGCAUACCUGAAGAUAGUAGAGCAGGGGUUCUGUGGGGGCUUCCUGGUGGCCCCUGACUGGGUGAUGUCAGCUGCACACUGCCUGGGGAACACCACAGUCAUCCUGGGGGCUCACAACAUCUUUGAACCAGAAAAAUCCCAGCAGGUCCGAGGAGUGCUCAAGUACUACGAGCACCCUGAGUACAACCCCAUCACCAAUGCAAACGACAUCAUGCUGCUGCAGCUGACAUCAAGGGUCACUCUCAAUGAAUACGUGCAGCCCAUCCCUCUGCCCAGGACUGGCAGUGACCUCCCCACGGGCACCAAGUGCAUGAUUGCAGGCUGGGGUCUGAUCGACGAGGACAGGCCCACCAGCAAGCUCUUUGAGACCCAGGUGUCCAUCUACAGCCGCAGGAAAUGCAGCCUCUUCUACCCAAACCUGAAUUCUGGCAUGAUCUGUGCUGGCAGCUUCCACCAGCUGAGGGAUUCCAGCCAGGGAGAUUCUGGUGGGCCCCUGGUGUGCAAUAAGGUGGCACAAGGAAUUGUUUCCUUUGGCCAUGAUUCCCCACCCGGGGUCUACGCCCGCAUCUCCAACUACCUGCCCUGGAUCAGGAAAGUCAUGAAUAAGUAAUGGCAGUCAGUGGGAGCAUUUCUCCAGCUCUGCUGUGCCCGGGACACUGCAAAUCUUCCUUCCUGCCCCUGCUGAAGGCUCAACUCCCUGCUGUCUCCUCAGGAACCCAAAUUACUUGCUCAGGGCACCUUCACUGGGUUCUGGGGCUGCUGUCUGUCCCUGUCUGCCUGUCUGUCCCCCCUGGCAGGAGCAGAGAUGGCCCCAGAUGGCACAAAAAGAGGCUGUGCCACAAGAAACCCCACUUCCUUCAGAGAUAACCCUGUUCCUGCUUGAACCCUGCUUGCACUUCGAGUAAACUCAAAGCUGCCCCU